This is a messenger RNA of Leptonychotes weddellii (Weddell seal), 872 nucleotides long. NCBI's taxonomy places the organism in Eukaryota, Metazoa, Chordata, Mammalia, Carnivora, Phocidae. The record is from RefSeq and is a predicted model, not a curated record.
CACAAUACUUUAUAUGCAUCAGAAAUGCUGGCCAAGAUGGCAGAGCCUUUCACAAAGGCUCUGGAUAUGCUUGAAGCGGAGAAAUCUGCAAUUUUAGGCUUACCUCAACCUCUCUUGGAACUGAAUGACUCUCCUGUCUACAAAACGGUCUUGGAAAGAAUGCAGCGUUUCUUCUGCACCCUCUAUGAAAACUGUUUCCAUAUUCUCGGGAAGGCGGGUCCUUCCAUGCAGCAGGACUUCUACACUGUGGAGCACCUUGCUACUCAGCUCCUCAGCUCGGCCUUUGUCAACUUGAACAAUAUUCCUGACUACCGACUCAGACCCAUGCUUCGGGUCUUUGUGAAGCCUCUGGUGCUCUUCUGUCCCCCGGAGCACUAUGAAGCCCUGGUGUCUCCAAUCCUUGGACCUCUUUUCACCUACCUCCACAUGAGGCUUUCCCAGAAAUGGCAAGUCAUCAACCAGAGGAGCCUGCUGUGUGGGGAAGAUGACACCGCAGAUGACAACCCAGAGUCUCAAGAGAUGUUAGAAGAACAACUGGUGAGGAUGUUAACCCGAGAAGUCAUGGACCUAAUCAGUAAGUGGCAUGUGGGACGUAGGGGUAGUAGGGAAGACUUUUUCUGGAAAAAGAACUGGUUGCUCACCCAAUCCCAUUAAGGCAUGUUUACAGCAUUACUGACAGAUCGAUUAAGAAAUAAUUAACUAGGUAGAAGCCAGGUAGUCCUUAAAUCAACUUAAGGACAUUCUAUGAAUUGUAAACUGUAUUGUGUUUGUAAGACCAGAAUAUGCGGGAAUGGUCUAAAAUAGCAGGAGAAAUUUGGAUUAAUGGUAGGAGUAACUUCCUAGUUUUGUCAAAAUAGGGGGGGGGGAAAUUU